Messenger RNA from Ornithodoros turicata, 2999 nucleotides. RefSeq names its product MOB-like protein phocein (gene Mob4). The coding region runs from base 48 to 725 and encodes 225 amino acids. Lineage: Eukaryota; Metazoa; Arthropoda; Arachnida; Ixodida; Argasidae. Gene Ontology annotation, cellular component: cytoplasm. The record is from RefSeq and is a predicted model, not a curated record. The transcript is spliced from 7 exons.
CAAAGCGACGCCGUGGCGUGGCGCGUCAGUCGCAGAAGCUUGCCAAAAUGAAGAUGGCUGAUAGUGCUGCUGUUCUUCGGCGGAAUCGCCCUGGAACAAAAGCGGAGAACUUUUCGAACUGGCCAGAAGAGCCAUUUGAAGAAAUGGACAGCACACUUGCAGUGCAACAGUUCAUACAACAAGCCAUCCGGAAGGAUCCUACAAAUGUGGAUGGGAUCUUGACCCCGCCUGAUGGUCAGGACGAAGGAGUAUGGAAAUAUGAGCACUUGCGGCAAUUCUGUAUGGAACUUAAUGGACUUGCAGUUAAGCUGCAGGUAUGUGAGGCCGAAUGCAAUGCAGAGACCUGCACUCAAAUGACUGCCACGGAGCAGUGGAUCUUCCUCUGUGCGGCUCACAAGACCCCGAAAGAGUGCCCAGCCAUCGAUUACACGCGACACACGCUCGACGGUGCAGCUUGUCUCCUCAAUAGCAAUAAAUACUUCCCUAGUCGAGUAAGCAUCAAAGAGUCGUCUGUAGCUAAACUGGGUUCCGUCUGCCGACGAGUUUACCGGAUAUUUUCUCACGCCUAUUUUCACCAUAGAGCUAUCUUUGAUGACUUUGAGAAGGACACCUGCCUGUGUCGUCGAUUCACUAUAUUUGUCACAAAGUACAACCUGAUGUCCAAGGACAACCUCAUAGUCCCCAUCCUUGAAGAAGAUGGCCCUGCCGGAGAAAGUGAAGCGUAACGGAUUACUUGGAAAUGAAUUACUAUCACCCCUUAUUUUAUUCUCACCUGCUUCAUUGCCCAUACAUUGGCUUUGCCUUCUCCCCGUGGUCCACCAGCCUGCCCAACGUUGCUUGCAGCCUUUUCUUUCCUGUUCCGAUCAAUUUACAAAGUCUUUUCUGAAAGCACUUGUGCCCUUUUUGUCAAGUACGAGGUGUAUCUAGGAAGUGAGUUUUGAUUGGCUGGAAAAAAAAAAUGAAAACUUGCUUUCAAAAUAUUUCGUUGUUGCCGGGUUUCACAUAUCUUGAACUACCUAUAUAUUUCUAUGCAAUUUCCACCGUUAUGGAGACUCGUGACAUGGCUAAAGCCCCUGGCUUUCUGCGGUGGAAAAUUUAAGGGGCUGAGAAACCAAAUGCAACCCACUAAACGUAUGGCAUUGUUUCAUACAUUGUAGUCCAUGGUGCCGACACAUUGCCGACCGUUUGCCGACAUGCAAACUCCCACAUUCCUCACCCGAACUUUUUUUUUUACUGUCGGGUUUUUAAAACAGCAAUUUCUUCGAGCCACCAUCGAUGGUGGCACCUGAACACCGCUCGGAGAAGUUUGCAGACGAACAGGAAGUGAUGUUUUAGGUGUGCAUGUUUGCCCAAAGUUCCCGGAAGAAGCCGGUCUGGUGGCCAUCUCCCUCUUUACAACCGCUUGCGUCGUCAUGGAAACGGAAAAGAAUGCGCUUCCUUUCUUCAACAUGAGACGUAAACGAUCGAGGAGGUCAGGAGUUGAGAGCAAUGGAAGAGAUCGCCCAGCGCGUGGCCUUCAAACUGCCACAGCUUUGUAACGCGAGACUGCAGAGACAUAGCGCCUUGAUGUGCAUGUUCAAUAUGCAUAGAGUUAUAUUUACUAGCUGAUUUCUUCAAAAGUUUGGAAAUGGUUUCAGAACCCCCUUUAACAUUUCCGCGAAAGUGGGACUUGCAGAUCUGCCGACAAGAGAAAAAGAAACAAAAAAAAAAAUGUUGCAGCAUUCUCCCAAGAUUGCUUACCGACUCGUCCUGUGCGCUUUUCCAGCCUUUUGUAACAUUUCAGGGACAAAGAAAAUUAGACUCAAAUUCUGACAGUUCUCUCCUGGCGUUCCAGUCAUUGAAUUUUGUUUCAUUCUGGCACAUUCACCCGUGUAAGCAUUUUCAGUGGUGUUAGGCAUUGCAGGUGUGACUGAUUGGGUUUAACUCGUGAAAAUGUCGCUGAAUGUGCUGAAAUCCUUCCACAAUUAAGAUAUUGAAUAUUUAGUGAAAAAAACUGACGAUUCUGAGGGAAACAGCAGGUUCCGCUCGACAUGGCCACUUCAACAAAAUCUCGCGGAAAGCUAGGGGUUCUAGUCAUGGCGGGGGUACAAGUUUUUGCAUCCCCGCAUCGUAGCAUGAUGGAACUGAAGUAUGAUGGGCUAGUUCCCAAAGUGUCACGUAACCUCUUGUCUUCUUUUUCAUCCUUGAGAAAAUGUUUUUGCCAUCUGUUCUCACAGACUGUCCGAGAGCUGUCCCUUCGAUCACACGCAGCAAAUAUGACAGGCCGCUCCAUUGCCUCAUACGUUUUGAAUACAAAGAAAGAUGCAUGAGCUGCAUCUUGAACAACACCUGCGACUGACCAGUUGACAAAUGAACUGGCUUGCGUCUCCACAACGGUGACCGCAGUCCGGCAGAAGCCAAUGUUUGCAGACUGAACUUACUUUCUGGAUGCACCUCAUACGAAAGGGGAAACGAGGCCUGCAAGCAUAAUCCGGCUGCUCGGGGCGCCUUGUACAUCGUUGCAUUUUUCCGUCACAGACUGUAGUGGGAUAAAAUUCCAAUGUUUCUCCAAAUGAAUUUAUAUUUAUGCAGUUGCUCACGUCAAGUUGCUUAUUUUGGGUGAGCAAAUGCUACGGCUGCUCUAGCUCCAAAUUAGGGAUGCUGGGCUGCAAACGCUACCAAAAACGGGCGGACCAACUUGGUCAUUGUGUCACGCAAUUUGUUGGUCCUGCGACGGAGGGAAGGAAAGCAAGAUGUAGCUGGUGGCAAGCACCUCGUUUGUAUUUGUUACAAAUGCAAAAAUUUUGCUGUUAAUAAUGGUAUAAGUUGUGAUCUGUACAUAUGUUCUUGUUCUUUUCUUUUUUUUUUUCCUGACAGCUUAAAUGUUUUAGCUGUCUCUGUUCCCCAUUUUUUAGGUAAAAUGCUCCGACUUUUUGUCACAUUUCAUUUACCAUGAGGCGUCCGGCACUUAAAAAGGCCCAGAAUAUAGAAGUAUAAAAUAAAAGUACUAUGUAAAAAGU